AUGGCUUCUAAUCACGUGCCAAGUGACCAAGUGCCUCUGCAAGGCCAGAGUAUCUACACCGAAUCGCCAUAUCAUCAGAACUUGUUCCCUCCGGUCGAUCGCUACGGAACCCCUUCAUGGGACACGCAGCUGAAUCAGCAUUCAGGCUUGGCAUCCAACGCUGGUUCAACACAAGCCUGGCAUCAUGGUUCAUUUCCUCAACAACAACAAACACAACCACAACCACAACCACAAUCAUACAACACAUUCAACCAAUCGUAUGGCACUCAAAGUAAUGGAUACCAGCAGACAGCUUCGCCGUACCAGUAUGGUCAGUUUGGUCAACAAGGGUCGAUGCCCAGCUAUUCACAACCCGCAAACGUGGAUCCCUCCCUAGGUCUCGACCCUAACGCGCUGCGUCAGCAACAGCAGUCGCCAUACCAGAUGUCGAUGAGGAACACGACUCCUCAGGCUCAUUCUGGGACGGUCACACCACAGGCUCUUCAGCACAAUGGUGCGCAAUUACAAAACUCUCGACCAACAGUAUCUCCUUUCCAAUCCGUAAAAGAAUUGAAGAAGAUUGGGGCCGACAACAAGAAACUUCUUGCCAGAAUUCAGUCGAAACCUUCGGUCACCAAAGCUCCAAGGGGCCUGAAAAGGGAAGACAGUGAUAGUGACAGUGCUACUGACUCGUCCGACGAUGAAAGCGAGUACACUGAUGAUGAGGAAGACGACGAGCCUUCCCCGCUACCUGCGGCGAGACCAGAAGAGCCUCACGAAGCUGUGCGUUAUGACAUCAUCAAGGCCACACUGGCAUCCUCGAAAAUCAAGGAUGGUAUGCGCGACAUCUGGGAAGUCUUGAACACCAUCCAGAAGCGAUGGCGGGCAGACAGCAAAGCGGUGACGGAUGCUGAGGAUCAGAAGAAGACUGGUGAGCUACCCGUGCUGAAGAGCCGAGUUACUAGUCAACGUGAUUUGCUCCAGUCGGCGCUCAAGGCCGCCCUUGAUUAUGCUCACCCUGAUGUGCUAUAUCAGUUGGGCAAGAUCAAGCCCUUCGUGUACCUUUGCUAUCAGUUUCUGGCGAAUCGUUUCCGUAUGAAGGAUUUCGAUGGACCUCUUUCGGCUGUCAUUUACGAAGUGUUGACACGGUGUGGUACGUUGACUUCUGAGCUCCUCGAAGAAACCAAAGCGAUCAAAGCGCUCGUGUCUAUGAAGAAGCAAGCCAAAUGA
This is a messenger RNA of Parastagonospora nodorum SN15, 1209 nucleotides long. RefSeq lists its product as hypothetical. The record is from RefSeq and is a predicted model, not a curated record. NCBI's taxonomy places the organism in Eukaryota, Fungi, Ascomycota, Dothideomycetes, Pleosporales, Phaeosphaeriaceae. Bases 1 to 1209 code for a protein of 402 amino acids. The transcript is spliced from 3 exons.